Oncorhynchus tshawytscha (Chinook salmon) is the source of this 729-nucleotide messenger RNA. RefSeq names its product 36.4 kDa proline-rich protein-like. The coding region runs from base 1 to 729 and encodes 242 amino acids. The transcript is spliced from 2 exons. Lineage: Eukaryota; Metazoa; Chordata; Actinopteri; Salmoniformes; Salmonidae. The record is from RefSeq and is a predicted model, not a curated record.
AUGAGGCUGCGGUAUGAUGCCACCAUGGCUGAAGACACGCUCGACCAGAGCACUGGACGCACUGCCAAGACCCCGAUGGCUACUUGGCACAGUGAAGGAAGAGCCUUCCUGUUCAUUGCCCAGAACAAGAGACAGCACCUAUCACCUCCUCACAACCCCACCUAUCACCUCCUCACAACCCCACCUGUCACCUCCUCACAACCCCACCUGUCACCUCCUCACAACCCCACCUAUCACCUCCUCACAACCCCACCUGUCACCUCCUCACAACCCCACCUAUCACCUCCUCACAACCCCACCUACACCUAUCACCUCCUCACAACCCCACCCACCCUCCUCACAACCCCAACCACCUCACCCCUCACAACCCCACCCAUCCCUCCGCACAACCCCACCUAUCCACCUAUCACCUCCUCACAACCCCACCCAUCCUCUCCGCACAACCCCACCUGUCACCUCCUCACAACCCCACCUAUCACCUCCUCACAACCCCACCCAUCCCCUCCACAACCCCAACCCCACCUAUCACCUCUUCACAACCCCACCCACCCCCCGCACAACCCCACCUGUCACCUCCUCAAACCCCAUCCAUCCCCUUUCCCCUCCACACAACCCCAAUCCCCUCCAACCCCACCCACCCCUCCGCACAACCCCAUCCAUCCCCUUUUCACCCAUCCCCUCCUCACAACCCCCCCCACCCUUCCCAUCCCCACUGUGCCUUUGUUCUGA